CAGACUCCAGACCUGAGCCAGCCCCCAGAGGAAUGUCAGUCAAGAGCGACUCCUCCAUGGACAGGCCCAUUUUAUUCAAUAAAGAGUCGCCCUCGACCAAUCAGAGCUCUGAGACAGACUCCAGACCUGAGCCAGCCCCCAGAGGAAUGUCAGUCAAGAGCGACUCCUCCAUGGACAGGCCCAUUUUCUUCAGUAAAGAGUCGCCCUCGACCAAUCAGAGCUCUGAGACAGACUCCAGACCUGAGCCAGCCCCCAGAGGAAUGUCAGUCAAGAGCGACUUCUCCAUGGAGCUGCCCAUUUUCUUCAGUAAAGAGCCGCCCUCGGCCAAUCAGAGCUCUGAGACAGACUCCAGACCUGAGCCAGCCCCCAGAGGAAUGUCAGUCAAGAGCGACUCCUCCAUGGAACAAGGCAUUUUAUUCAAAAGAGAAACGCCCUCGGCCAAUCAGAGGGACAAACCUCGCACCUCUGUGGCAGCUAGAAAUUCUGCGAUGGAAACCAUUCCAGAAGGAGAUUCUACUUAUAAGAGUUCGAUAGAGACUGACAAUGGAUUUGUUUUUAAGAAACUGGAGGAGCGCAUUUUAAGUUUUGUGCAAGUUGAGCUGAGUAAGUUACAGGAAGUUCUAACGGCAGAGGAACCUUUGGCACUGGAGGAGGACGACGAGGCAGGAAUUAAAGAGGCCUUUCUGAAGAUCGCCCUGAACUUCCUGAAGAGUUUGAAGCAGCACAAAAUGGCCGAGCGUCUGGACAACAGACAAUGUGCUUCCAAAUGUCAAAGUGAACUGAAGUGUGAUCUGCAGCGGAGGUUCAGCCGUGUGUUUGAGGGCGUGGCUAAAGCAGGAGACUCCGCCCCCCUGAACCAGAUCUACACAGAGCCCUACAUCACAGAGGGCGGAGCCUCAGAGGUCAACCAGGAACAUGAGGUCAGACUCGUGGAGACGGCGUCCAGGAGACCGUCCACUCUAGAGACCGUCACAUAUGAAAACAUCUUUAAAUCACAAUCACCACAGCCAAUCAGAUUUGUGCUGACGAAGGGUGUGGCUGGUGUGGGGAAAACAGUGCUGACUCAGAAGUUCAGUCUGGACUGGGCUGAAGGCCGGGCCCACCAGGACCUGCAGCUUGUGUUCCCGUUCACUUUCAGAGAGCUCAAUGUGCUCAGAGGCACACGGUUUAGUCUGGUGGGUCUGCUGCAUCACUUCUUCAGUCCAUCCAAAGUUCUCCGCAGCCUCCAACGGCUCCAGGUGCUCUUCAUCUUUGACGGUCUGGACGAGUGCAGACUUCCUCUGAACUUCAGUCAAACCCGGGUCCUGAGCGACCCCACAGAGUCCGCCUCAGUGCACGUGGUGCUGGUGAACCUCAUCAGGGGGAACCUGCUUCCCUCUGCUCGCGUCUGGAUAACCACACGACCCGCCGCGGCCAAUCAGAUCCCUGCUGAGUGCGUCUCCAUGGUGACAGAGGUGCGCGGGUUCACCGACCUGCAGAAGGAGCAGUACUUCAGGAAGAGAUUCAGAGACGAAGCCGACACAAUCAUCUCCCACAUCAAGAGCAUCCGCAGCCUUUACAUCAUGUGCCACAUGCCGAUCUUCUGCUGGAUCCUCUCCACAGUUCUACAGAAGCUUCUGGAACAAACAGAGAGAUCAGAGCUGCCCUGGACUCUCACACAGAUGUACAUCCACUUCCUGGUGGUGCAGGCCAAAGUCCAGAACAUCAAGUAUCAACAGGGAUCAGGGGUGGACCUUCACUGGACUCCAGAGACCAGGGAGAUGGUUCGGUCUCUUGGAAAAGUGGCCUUUGAGCAGCUGCAGAAAGGAAACCUGAUCUUCUACGAGAGUGACCUGAGCGAGUGUGGGCUGGACGCUGCAGCGGCCUCAGUGUACUCCGGAGUGUUCACACAGGUCUUUAGAGAGGAGCCAGGCCUGUACCAUGACAAGGUCUACAGCUUCAUCCAUCUGAGUGUGCAGGAGUUUCUGGCUGCUCUUCACGUGCAUCAGACCUUCUUCAGCUCUGGAGUGAACCUGCUACAGAAGAGACGGCUUUCUCUGUAUCUAGGCAUAGGAAGAACAAAUACUGAAGCAGCCUUCUACCGCUCUGCUGUGGACCAGGCCUUACAGAGUCCAGAUGGACACCUGGACCUGUUCCUGCGCUUCCUCCUGGGGCUGUCUCUGGAGGAGAACCAGAAGCUGCUGCGAGGUCUGACGACUCACAAAACAAGUUCACAAAACAACCAGAUGACUAUUGACUACAUCAACCAGAAGCUGGAUGAAGGCUUUUCUCCAGACAGGAGCCUAAACCUGCUCUACUGUCUGAAUGAACUCAACGACCACAGUCUAGUGCAGCAGAUACAGGAGGCCAUGAGAACAGGACUUCUCUGUAGUAAAAGUAUGUCCCCUGCUGAUUGGUCGGCCCUGUCCUUCCUCCUACUGUCUUCAGACUCAGAUCUGGAAGUGUUUGACUUGAGGAAAUAUUGUGCCUCAGAGGACGCUCUCCUGGGUCUGCUGCCGGUGGUCAGAGCCUCCACCAAAGCCCUUCUUUGUGGCUGUGGCCUGUCGCCUCGCAGCUGUGGUCCUCUGGCCUCAGUCCUCAGCUCCUCCAGCCUCUCACACAUCUGGAUCUCAGUGACAACGACCUCCAGGACUCAGGAUUUGUCUGGAUGCCUGAUCACAGAGGAGGGCUGUGCACAUCUGGCCUCGGUUCUGAACUCAAACCCCUCAAUUUUGAGAGAGAUGGAUUUGAGGUACAACCAUCCAGGAGAGAGAGGGGCACAGCUCCUGCAGGCUCUGACCGAGGAGCCCCGCUGCAGCCUACGCACAGUCAGACUGGACCCCCGUGGACCACAGUGGUUAAAACCAGGUGUGAAGAAGUACUUCGUUGGUCUCACGUGGGACUUGAACUCUGUCCACCCCAGACUGAGGUUCUCUGAUAAGAAAACCGCAGUUCGACUGGUUCUAUCAGCUGCUGUGUGUGCAGAGGAGCUGUGCAGGCGCAGCUACUUCCUGGUGCAGUGGAGCGGACGUGUUCAUGUGGCUGUGACGUACAGAGGACUGCAGAGGAAAGGGAAGGGACCUUCCUCCGUUUUAGGAGGAAAUGACCAGUCCUGGAGCCUCUUCUGCUCUGAUGAAGGCUUCUCUGUUUGGCACAAUAAUCAGGAGACAGUCCUGCAGAAAGAACCCGACUGUCGGACUGUGGGGGUGUACGUGGACUCAGAGGCCGGGGUCCUGUCCUUCUACUGUGUGUCCGACACUCUGACCCUGCUCCACAGCUUCAGCACUGACUUCACUCAGCCGCUGGUCCCUGCCUUUGGUUUCAUGUUCAACUCUCAGGGGAGCACCCUGUCUGAUACUGUGGGCAGUGAGGUAGGACCCCCCAAGGAACAGUCCUGUCUCCACUUCUGUUCUCCUCUGAUUUCAGUACAGCUCCGAGUCCUGCACCUGCAGAAGUUUUCUGACUCUAUAGUGACAGGGUGUAUCAGAGAUAAACAGGUGCUGGGACAGGUGCUGGGACAGGUGCUGGGACAGGUGCUGGAGGACAGGACACUGAUUGUAAACUUUGUGGACUGCUCCCAGACAAACCAUCUGCUCCUGAACGUCGAUAAGACCAAGGACCUGAUGAAGACUUGA
Boleophthalmus pectinirostris (great blue-spotted mudskipper) is the source of this 3614-nucleotide messenger RNA. RefSeq names its product protein NLRC3-like. Lineage: Eukaryota; Metazoa; Chordata; Actinopteri; Gobiiformes; Gobiidae. The record is from RefSeq and is a predicted model, not a curated record. Gene Ontology annotation, molecular function: protein binding.